UAUUUUGUGGUACAUCUGUGCCCCUUCACAACCCAUCAACAUGGCACUGGCAGGAAUCAGUCAUGAAGAAGCAAAGGCAUCUUGCGCCGAACCCGACGCUUCAACUAAAGAAUUCAUAUUCCAACAGACAAUGUUUCGUAUCAAAGACCCCAAGAAAUCUCUAGAUUUUUAUACUCGUGUUUUGGGAAUGAGGUUGUUGAAGAAGGUCGACUUUCCUGAUAUGAAGUUUUCACUUUUCUUCAUGGGCUUUGUGGAUGCCAACGAAAUGCCCACAGAUCAUGAUGAAUGCAUAAAGUGGUUGUUCCAGCAAAAAGCUACACUCGAGUUAACACAUAACUGGGGCACAGAAACUGAUGAAAAGUUCAAGUGUCACAGUGGAAAUAUUGAACCUAAAGGCUUUGGACAUAUUGGACUCAGCGUGCCAGAUGUUGAUGCGGCAUGUAAACGAUUUGAAGCUUUGGGAGUGGAAUUUAUUAAAAAGCCUGAAGAUGGUAAGAUGAAGGGUCUUGCUUUCAUUAAGGACCCAGAUGGUUACUGGAUUGAGAUUCUGAACCCAGAAAAGAUGUGCGCCAUCAUCAAUAAGUGCUGAUCUUGUGUCGUUGUGCAGAGCAAAUAGUUUGGGUUAGGGUUAGAGUGCAAUCUAUAGAGGCCUGUUUUCCAUCCUUUGAUAGAACCACAUGGCUUUUCAUCUGACUUAUGGUCCACCUGAUUGUAUGGUAUUGUUUUGAAGAAUAUGGAAAUGAAUGCCCGUAAAAAUACGUAGUAACAUGUCAAAACAUUUUGUAUCUGUAGAAUUUGACCAAAGAAUUUGGCCUCAGUUAUCACAACAAAAUAGUAAAAAUGUAUGGUAACAUUGUUUUAUUUAGAGUGAUAUUAAUGUGCUAUUGCUUGUUGAGAUAAUUCAAAUUUGUGUUUGGUCUUUACACAACUAAACUACCUUUGGAUACCCCAGUUUCAAGCCGUGAUUUCUAGUAGCUAUGACUCUGAGUAGUAGUCCUACAUUUAGCAUGAGAUUCUGUAAUUCUCUUUGUCCAGUUUCUUAAUUGUAGUUUUAUAUCCAACUACAAAUCCAAAAUUUUAACGUAACAUAUUUGUCCAAAAAAAUUGACUGGCACUGAACUAAAUCAUGUCUUCCGUUUCCAAGGUACAAUCAGUUGUUUCAAGCUCCUGCCUUUUGUUUGUGAUCAUUUGAGAGAUCAUUGCAAAAACAUGUACCUUUGCCUUGAAUUUAUGUACAGACGAAUAAACUAUUUAUCACAGUAA
Molecule: messenger RNA, 1263 nt
Organism: Lineus longissimus
Lineage: Eukaryota; Metazoa; Nemertea; Pilidiophora; Heteronemertea; Lineidae
Product: lactoylglutathione lyase-like
Exons: 6
Coding region: 41-589 (182 amino acids)
Molecular function (GO): metal ion binding; lactoylglutathione lyase activity
Source: RefSeq, a predicted model, not a curated record